Messenger RNA from Fusarium tjaetaba, 1491 nucleotides. Its product is annotated as cyclopropane-fatty-acyl-phospholipid synthase. NCBI's taxonomy places the organism in Eukaryota, Fungi, Ascomycota, Sordariomycetes, Hypocreales, Nectriaceae. The coding region runs from base 1 to 1491 and encodes 496 amino acids. The transcript is spliced from 2 exons. The record is from RefSeq and is a predicted model, not a curated record.
AUGCUUGGCAUCCCGAUAGAGGUCUCUGAAAACGCCAAUGGAAUUAUGUCUGAAGAUGCUCACGGUCCACCGUCUUGGUUCACACAAUUGUUCGGGUUGACAAACUUCUUUGAGGUUCGUCCAGUUGAUCACCUACAACGCAUACGUUCCGAUAAUGGCUGGCGUGGAAAAUUAGAUGCAUAUCUAGGGUCUGAGGGUAUUGAAGCCUCGCGAUAUCCGUAUGCCUAUCUCGUGACUGCUGCACAGUUCCCAGGCUUUGGCUUUAAACCGGCAACCUUCUGGUUCCUUUAUUCAUCGGACAAGGUCCUUCAGGCAAUUAUUCUGGAGAUGAGCAAUAUCUUCGGAGAAAGGCAUCCCUAUCUUGUCACGAGAGAAUUGGACAAAGAAGACGAGCAUGUUCAUAAUAUGACCCAGAACGACCAGGGACUUCAGUGCUCUCAAAUAAAAACGACAUGGCGAAAGAGCUUUCAUGUUUCACCUUUCAACUCACGAAGGGGAUCGUACUCUAUACUUGCCAAAGAUCCCCUUGGGCCUGGCAUGCAAGGAUUUCGAGGACUCGACAUCUCUAUCACCCUCUCUUCGUCAAAGGACCAGCCGAAGCUUUUUGCAAAAUUGCUCUCUGAAGGCAAAACCAUUGACCCCGGCAGAAUAAGCAUUUUAGGGAAGGUCGGUUUCGUCUUAAGCUGGUUCGGUUCUGUUCUCGCCAUUCUUCCUCGAUUCAUGAUGCAAUCAACCAUCCUCUUCUUCAAGCAUAAUCUUCAUUUCUGGUAUCGACCAGAACCUUUGAAGGAAAGCAUAGGACGGCCAGCUAAUUGGAUUGAGAAAAUUCUCGAACAAGUAUUUCGUGAAUACUUGAGGUAUCUUGUCCAACGAUCAACCGCGCCUGUCACUAUUCUAUACACGCCAGGGGGAGUUGCUGAAGCGUCUGAGCAGACAUUCAUCUCACCCUCCACCUGCGGCCCUGGAGACUCAAAUUGCGAGAUCAAGAUCAAAGUGUUGACGCCAAUUUUCUAUUCACGUUUCGUUCACUAUGCGCAUGAUUCUGAGGCCAUCUUCUGCGAGGUGGUUGAAAGCUGUACCCUUUGGACUGACAAGCCGGAACAGCUGACAAGAGUGUUUUUGAAGAAGGGUUCUCCACCUAUUUAUGCUUCCAAUCUGCUUGAUUAUGUGCUGUUUCAGCUCAUCAAAAGCCUCAGACGCCGACCUGAUAAGAUUGAGAGACCAUUGACGUCUACCAAUAGACAUUCGUCCUCAGUUAAGGGCAUUGAUAUCCGGGGGUUUCGAAUUUCAUCAAUGGACGCCUUUGUUCUUGAACAAGGAGAUGAAGAACUCAAAAAUGCGUAUUUGAGGUCUGUGGUUCGCCUCUUUGUGGCUGAUCGCAUUGCCAUGAGCAGCGUCAGCCUACUUGGCAUGAUGGAGCUCAUAGGAAGAGUGGGUGUCUCAUGGGUGCUGGCAUUGCUCAUUACGCAGACGAUCACGGGCUUCUCAUGA